UCAUCAUCCAUGGUUGAGAACACAGUAGUAGAUCCUAGAUGAUACUAGUAGAUAUUCGUAGAUGCUAGUAGAUACCAGUAAUCGUUUGUCUCAGGAUUUGUGGAUGAAACCCAGUGGCCCAGUGGGUAGGUCUUUCUGCUGACAUGUUUUUCAUUGUUUUGCACCUGCCAUUCUCGAAGAUUUGGCUCAGACCCCCAUUCUUAGCUGCUCGCCGGAGUUACAAGCUUUGGUUGUUGGAAAAGACCCUUUGGAGUCCUUUUUCCAUGAGUACCAGAGUUGCUAUCAUCGGAGCUGGCCCAGCAGGCUUGGUGCUUGCGGCCACCUUGGCCAAGAAAUCUUCGGCAUUUUCCGUGAAAGUGUUCGAACAAGGUGCUGAUCACAAAGCUGCUGCGAGCUACGAUCCGAACCGAUCCUACACAAUUGACAUCACUGGUCAUGGUGCUUUGGCAGUGGAGGCUCUUGGUGCCACCGAGCUCUUCGACGAAAAGCUCAUUAAGUUCAAAGGUCUCCGAAUUCUCAUCACUGGUGAAGAUCAUUGGUUUGAUGGCAAUGGUUGGACCGGGUCACGGGGAGACAUUUGCAAAACCUUGCUUGGUGUCAUCGAUGAAGCGGCUUCUCCGAACGUAGAAGUGCUGUUUGACACCACGGCCGAGGUGUUAGACAUGAUGAAAGGCACUGUGCAGACCACUUCAAAGGCCGGAGAACGUGCGGUCCACGAGUUUGACGUUGUGGUUGGGGCAGAUGGAGCAGGAAGCAAACUGCGUGGUGUCAUGUCCAAACUUCCAAGUUUUGCCAUGAGCUCUAUCAACAUGGAGAACUACAGCAUCAUGCUCCACAUGGAUCAAAACACUUCCGAACUUGAUCCGGGGCUUCUGCACAUUUUCGGCACCGACCCCUUCCUGGUUGCCGGUGCAAUCAAUGGCAACGGUGGAAAGUCUGAUCCUUUGUGGUUUUGCCAGGUUGGCUUCAAAGGUCUCGACAAGGGAAAGUGGUUGCAAGAAGCUUCUUUGAAAGAUCUGAAGACCAAGUUGAAGAAGAGUGGCUGGCCCAAGAGCACCGACCUCCUUCGCUACGUGAGUGACAAGUCGCUGCAGGAAUUCCAGGCGCGAAUGCCUCAGGCGACGGGCAAAGGAAAGAUGGUUUCUCCGUGGUCCCAUGGGCGUUGUGUGCUGGUGGGCGAUGCCGGAGCUCCAUUCCCACCCAUUGGUCAAGGGGUGAACUGCGGAAUGCAAGGGGCCUUGGUUCUAGGCGAAGCGCUCGUGGAAGGACUUGCUCCCGGCUCUGGACCGUGUGAGGUGGCGGUGACCAAGGCAUUUCAAGCCUUCACCGAAAAGUGGAAGCCAGAAGCUGAUGCUGUCACCGACAUUUCUGCUUUGACGGAUGUGGGCAAGUUCACGAAUCCGCUAGAAGUUGCCAAAACACUUGUUCUCACAAAGAUCAAGUGCGGGGGAGUGCAGCUGGCAAAAGAUGCCACUGUCACAUAUCAAGAGGCUUUGGCAGCGCACAAAUCUGGUGUCAGGAUGCUUUGGCUCUUCGGCUUGCCCACUCUCGUGUCCGCUGGAGCAGUCAUGAUAUACCUGGCCCGCGAAGUCUCUUUAGCCGCCUUUGGGCUGCGACUCAUUCAAUGACUUGCAUUCAAUGACUUGCAUUCAAUGACUUGCAUUCAAUGACUUGCAUCUGGUUGCAGAGAGCAAGAUCUGUCUUAUAUACAUGGGCACUGCAUAGGCUCUGCUCCUUGACCUCAGAUGGUCUAAGAUGAUCUGCGGCCAAAAAUCCUUUGUGAGGCAUCGCUGGGCCAUCUGGCGUUCAAGCAAUAAGAACUUAAC
Molecule: messenger RNA, 1826 nt
Organism: Durusdinium trenchii
Lineage: Eukaryota; Dinophyceae; Suessiales; Symbiodiniaceae
Source: the annotation of a GenBank genome assembly